AUGUCGGACCCGCAGCCGGCCCAGGACGUACAGCCGGUCCAGAACGCGCCACCGGUCCAGGACGCGCAGCCGGUCCAGGAACCAGAGCCGGUCCAGGACGCACAGCCGGUCCAGGACCGGGUGAAGUAUCUGCGGGAGCUGGAGGAGUUCACCGAGAACUGCAAGAAGCAGCUCAACGACAUCUUCGAAUCGCUGGGAUGGUCACCACACUACAAGCAGGAGGCCAUGGAGCAGUGUCCGUACGACCCCGGCCACAGAGUCCCGGUCAGAACUCUGGAGAAGCACAAAGCCUCCUGCCGCCUCAGGAAGAUGGGCUACUCAGCCGAGGAGCAGGCGGAGAUGUACGACACGUCUGUGUGUUAUGAGAACAGCAGCGUCAAAAGCUUCACAAUGGACAAGUCCGUGCAGCACCAGGUGAUCCUCCAGGCGAGGUCUGCCGCCCCGCUGAUGAAGAUGGAAGGAGUCUUCUGGCAAGGUCAGUACUCCGGCCAGCCCGUCGACGUGCCUCAGAACCACAAGCGAGCUCUGUGUGAUCUCACUGUGGCCGACCGAUUGGCUCUGUACGAUCACGUGGUCGGCGUCCUCACCAAACAGAAAGAAGCCGCCUCCUCUUCUAACGACGAUCUCUACGUCGAUCUGGUGUCCAAACUCCGGAGGGCUGAGGAGCAGAACGAACCGAAGACUCACCUGGAGCUGAUGGCAGAGAUGAGGGACUACAAGAGGCGGCGUCAGUCCUACCGGGCCAAGAACGUUCACAUCACCAAGAAGUCCUACACCGAGGUGAUCAGAGAGGUCAUCAACGUCCACUCAGAGGAGCUCUCCAGACAGUGGAGAGAGGACGAGGGGGAGGAGUCAUCCACACGCUCCGCCCACUCCUCCCACAGGCGCCGCUUGGAUGAAAGGAGAUCGGCGUCCUCAGAGUCUCACCACUCCCCCAGCAGGAAGCGGGAGCGCAGCCGGGAGCGCAGCCAGGACGGAGAGAGCAAGAAGAAGAAGAAGAAGAAGAGGGAAAGGGAUUCCCGUUCUCCCAGUGAGCACCGCCACGACCGAAAGAGGAAGAAGAAGAAGAAGAAAGAGGAGAAGAAGAAAGAGGAGAGGGAGAAGGAGAAGUGAUAGUCCCACAUCAGCGACAGCAGACGUCCAAUCGGAGGAGGACAAAGGUCCCUGAGGCCUCUGCAGGUUGAAAUGUGUCAUGAACAUAUUUGUGUGCGUCACAGAAACUUGUCAAUCUCAGCGUUUCACUCUCAAACAGACUCCGCCUGCCUCUUCCUGAUUGGCUGAUUGGUUUCCAACGACAUACAAACUUGGAAUGUUGGUCAGCAGUGUCCGCGCUGACCCCGGGGUCAAAGGUCACUGUGUUUGGCAGUGUGUCUACACAGGAUUUCUCCACUCAUUGGGAAACAAUGGAAAUCUUUUCAUGUGACAUUUUGCUUUUUAAUGUGAGUUUGCGAUUUUUGUAAAAGAUACAAUAAUCAGCAGUUGUUCAAUUUCAGUAGUUUCACAUGUGGUGCUUCUCUUUGUUAGCUGAUUCUGUGAAUGUGUAAUAAAGAGUUAAAAAGUU
This is a messenger RNA of Pleuronectes platessa (European plaice), 1561 nucleotides long. RefSeq names its product small nuclear ribonucleoprotein 48 (U11/U12) (gene snrnp48). The coding region runs from base 1 to 1113 and encodes 370 amino acids. Gene Ontology annotation, cellular component: nucleoplasm; cytosol; U12-type spliceosomal complex. The transcript is spliced from 9 exons. The record is from RefSeq and is a predicted model, not a curated record. NCBI's taxonomy places the organism in Eukaryota, Metazoa, Chordata, Actinopteri, Pleuronectiformes, Pleuronectidae.